Messenger RNA from Electrophorus electricus (electric eel), 6678 nucleotides. Its product is annotated as KIAA1549-like b. Lineage: Eukaryota; Metazoa; Chordata; Actinopteri; Gymnotiformes; Gymnotidae. The record is from RefSeq and is a predicted model, not a curated record.
CAGGAGUCGAACAAUUGUCACAGCAGACGUGUUAAAGACAAUGAGCUGAUUAAAACUGCAAAAUCCCGGCCGUGUGGACAAUCACUGCAGUGGUGCUUGUACAGUGCGGACUGAGCAUUCAGCGAAGACAGCUCCCAAAUGUUCACUGUCUAUGCUGCCACUGAGGCACGGGCAUCACAGAUAGGACCGUGGAAGGUUUGGUUGACUCCCGUAUCGGACAGAUGUCUUAUUCACGACUGAAAAAGGAACCCAAUCUCUGGAAACCCAAAUGGCUUCCUGUAUGAGCAGUGCACGAGAAGAUUUUUACAGAUUUCGUAAUUGCAGACGGAACCUCCGCACCUGGCGCUCCAGGGAGCGUAUAGGUACGAGAACGGGUGGAUGCCUAUGGAAAACCAAGAUAGAAACGGGUGUGGGAGGGAUGGUUUGUAAAAGACUGUUAUUCGUUGGAAUAGUGCUACUUCUACUGCAGAACACGCUUGCUUUCAAUGAUGACUCAUCAAACUAUGAGGCGUCAGGCUCAACAGCAUUAUCUGUGGAUCAAGCGACCCUGGCCACCUCUCCUUAUCAGCUGGCUGGUUUGCUAAUGACCAAUGAAGAUUCUGUCUCAGUCAUCCAGUCAGACCCCACCAGUCUGUCAAAGGGCAACAAAGAGGAGCCAGCAUUCACCUCCAUUCUGAGUGCACUGGCCAGCACAGCUGCAAAACCACAGAGUUCCGCUCUGGAGAGUGCAGGAAGGAUCAAGAGUGAAACAAACCAGUCACAUUCAGAUGGUCCCAUUCACAGAGCAGAGCCGUACAUUAUGUAUCCCUCCUCCGCUACUGCCGAGCACAUUAGCAACCAGUCCUCUGCCUCAGUGGAGUCUGCACUGGAUGACUGGGUUUCUGAGCUGGUGUCCUCUGUGGUUACAGCUAGGGAGACCGGGCUACAUUCAAAAGGGAGUGGCUCUCAUGUAUCUCCCUCCAAAAUGAGAAUUACUACAUUACCCUACAAAAACUUGAAUGUAUCUACUCAAAUAGAACCCGCUAGCCAGGAUCUAGUAGCUAGCAGUGUCCCUCAGCUCACCACUGUCACCACUACAACUGUUGCAACAGCAACUAUUACAACCACUACUCACUCUCCAGUGACCACAACCUCCCAGCUGACUAGCUCAACUCAAAUAAACAGCCCUAGACUUAUUACCACUACCAUUACAACAACCGCAGCAAAACUUAAGGUUGUGAAGACGAAGCCACCUGGCCUGUCCCCUGCAUGGGCUGCUGCCACCCAGCCUGCAAGGGCCACUCCAGCCCGAGGCUUUGCAGGUGCCCAUCCCACAACGACCACCACUACCACCACUCGAUCCCUACUCGUCUGCAACAUCACUGACAGAAUGUGGGUUAAGAUAGUUUUGUCCAUUCACUCACGGAGGUACCGACUGGACAGCAUUCUGAAACAGAACCUUCUGAGGGCCCUCACACUAGCGACGGGGAAGGCUCUGAACAGCCGUGACGUCCAUGUACAGAUCGAACGUCUGUCUAUGGCAGCCAACAUGACUGUGGGUUACUAUGUGACUCAUGGGGAUAAAGUUUAUACUCCCUCAGUGGUAGUGGAGGCUCUGAAUGCCUAUGGCCUCGAGAGACUGAUAGCAGAUAUCCGGCAGUUUGUGCCCCAGGUACAGGCAGUGCCCAUCCCAGCAGACCACUGGAGACCCAGACCUGCCAUUUCACAGAUGCUGAAGACAGUCCUGAGGUUUGUAGGGACAGGAGAUGACGUGCGUUCCUGCAGCUUUGCUCAGAUGAUGGAGCAGAGGCUGCAGAACGCUUUCACUGAGGCUGAGGUCAAAGUGCUGAGUUCUCACAGCAAGCUAACUGUACAGAUCCUGACUGUGACACAGUCAGCUGGCUCUCCUGAUGUCUCCCUGAUAUAUGUUGUGCAUAAUGGAUCUGUGGCACUCAAUGGCACAGAGGCCAGUAUCCUCCUGAGCCAUCUGACUGCUGAACUUGUGGGCUACUUUCUUUUUUACCCACCUCUUAUCACUGCCGAGCCUUUGGAGUACCAUAACCUCAACACCUCCACUGCAACCAAGACUUUCUGGGUGAUCACAGUGAUACAGGAUGUGGAGGAUGCCUCCCUGGAGAGUCAGUAUCAGAGCUUUGCCAGUAUGAUGGAGCAGCGUCUGGCUGAGCUUUUUGUGGUGGCCCAUCAGCAGGGUGCCCGCUUCAGACGUGCCACCACCGUGGGCAGCUAUACUGUCCAGAUGGUGGGUAUGAGGCGAGUGGCAGGGCCAAAGAACCCCAUCGAGCUGACCUACUAUGCUCAGCACGAUGGCGCACCUCUCCCUGGCACAUCUGCAGCCAAAAUCCUGAACACAGUGGACUCCCAAACCAUGGCGCUCACACUGGGUUACUUUGUCCAACUACAAGCUGAACAACACAUCUUUUUUCAUCAUGCAGCUGUGGUGAAAAACCCUUCCAACAACCUCUGGAUCAUCGCUGCUGUUUUGGCUCCUAUUGGUGUCGUGACUAUCAUCAUCAUCAUCAUCACUGCUGUUCUGUGUCGCAAAAAUAAGAGUGAUUUCAAGACUGAUGCCAUUGGCAACCUGAAUCCCCGGGUCAAGACUGCUUACCGGAGAGACGUUGGUUAUUAUCAUCAGCCUGUUCAGGGGUUUGACUAUGCCAAGCAGCACUUGGGCCAGCAGGGCGGCGAUGAGGAGACCCUGCCUGUUAAACAGGAGACCAUGGUGCUGCCGCUCCCCAUCCGGGAUGCCUCCCUCUCCCUGGACAAGGUCAUCCACCCAGAUGGCUCAAACUCCAAAAAGACCCUGACCAGUGAAAUCAGGAAAAGCAGGUUGCCGAGCGAGGAAGGUUCCGUCAUCAGCAGCGAAUCGGUGAAGGGCAUCUCAGGCCGAGGCUCGGUGGCACAGAAAGUGACAGCGCAGCAGAAACUCGCAAAGGAGGAGAGUGGCAAACGCAGCGAUCCUUAUGACACUUCUUCAGGAUCACUCCAGCUCAUCUCCAUAAAAACGAUGGCAGCACCACCUACAUAUAUCCACCAAGCGUCUUCUGACCAGAGCCAGGACUCCGCUAACCUCAGUGGAGAGGUGAGCUUGGCUCUGAAGCAGAAGUCGGACAUCGAGCACUAUAGGAACAAGCUGAGGCUGAAGGCAAAGAGGAAAGGUUACUAUGACUUCCCAUCAGCUGAGGGGGGUGGAAGCUCCAAGGCACUGAGUGAGAGAGCCAGACACGGGCCAGACAGGGCCGGCCGGCCCCCUGGCCCCACUGCACACACGCCUGGCCGAGCUCCGGAUGACUAUGACGACAGGAGCUCCACGUACGUCAAGUCUCACAGGAGGCACUCUCAGGCGACAUCCCCUGCAUAUCGCAGUAGACAGUCCCUGAACAGCCCCAGCCCAGGUGGAACUGAGAUGGACCUGCUGGUCAUGAGAGAGAGACCCAGGAAGGGCAUCCGCAACAGCGGUUAUGAUACGGAGCCGGAGCUCAUCGAAGAGACAGACGUGGACCGACUGGCAGCUCGCCGCCACUAUGGCUACGGGCGUCAGGUCAAAGGUCACUCUGAGACAUCCACACUGAGCUCACAACCCUCCAUCGAUGAAGUCCGUCAGCAGAUGCACCUGCUUUUGGAAGAGGCCUUCAGCCUUGCGUCAGCAGGCCGCUCCACGGUGGGCAGGCGACGCCAGUACCACCCUCACCACCACCCCUACCAUCACCACCAGCAGCUGGGCCCAUACAGCCCUGGACCCCCAAUUCCCUACUCUGAGGUUGUGACCAGUGCCCCUGGGACCAUGAGUCGAGGCCGAGGAGGCCUGCAGUGGGUACCUGCAUACGGGCAGGACCUCUAUCAGUGCAGCCUCACUAAACCAACUUUCAGAUUCACCCAACUGCCUGAGAUGGCCUUGGGCUCUCCUCCACCCAUACCCCCCAGGACAGGCCCCCCUCCUGGGAGCUCCCUGCGAAGGUCCUCAUCUGAUCUGGGUGCAAAGGUUCGCAGUUCUGAAUCAUCAGUUCAAGACGUACAGAGUCAGCAUGAGAGCAACCCCUAUGUACCAGUCAGCAGACCACCGCUCCCACCUGUCACCUCAGAGUCUGCACCCAAUCACUCAGGAAACCCCAUGACGGCUGUGUAUGCCAUCCCAGCCAGCAGGCCAGGAUACACGGGCUAUUUCAUUUCAACACCCCCUUCAUCCUACCACAGCCCGUCCUGGAUGUCUUACCCCCCUGAGCCAGAGGAUGUGCCGUCCCAGUGGGCUGACUCUGUGCCCUUGCCAGGCUAUGCAGAAGCUUUCCCACACCCGCAUUAUCCUCAAGGAAGCCCACUCCUCUGGAAGCACAGCCAGGCCAUAUCUCCUCAGGGGCGACUAGAGCAGCCGCCCUCUGCCGCCACCUCCCAGCAGAGCCUGGCUGAACCUAGAGACCUGAUCAGCCCUGACACCCCCCUCAGCAGCCUCUCCACCUCUGCUCUGGUAAAGGCCAUCCGGGACGAGGUGGCCAAGCUCGCGAAGAAGCAAGCUGACAUGUUUGAGUUCCAGGUCUAGAGCUCCCUCUGGUGAUUUGAUGGGCAAACUGCACACUUAUGUGUUAUUAGGAAUCCAGGACUUUGGUUCUGCCUUGAAAUGUCAGCAUUUAUGACUUUUGUACAGACAAGAUCUCCUGUGCUCUUGCAUUCUACUGGACAUUUUUAUUCCUGCAACUGAAAGAUUUAUGUGUUUUAUGAAAAGCCUGCCUGUUGUUUAUAAAGCUGUGUUUCCCUCUUUUUUCACUGUCAUUCUAGUUUAACAUCAAAAUAAACUGCUGAAGAAAAUUUGGUCACAACAUCCACAUCAACAGCGAUAUCGUGAUCAGUUAUAAAAAUCCCAAACUAAUGAGAAUGAUGGAUUAUAACUAACAGUACAAUAAGAAUAAUAAAAAAACAUAAUUUCCUCUAAACAUUCAAGUUUCCAUGCUUCCAGUAUUAAUGACUCCAUAACACAGUCAUUCCAUCACUGCAGAUUUGUUGAGUGAUGCCAUUAAUAUUGUAAAAGCAGGACAUCUUUUCUCUUUAGAUAUAUUACUUUUCAAACCUUACUUUCUAGUUGGGGGGCAUGAUUUGUGCAAAAUAAAAUGUUUUUAUGAUAAGGUUCAACCAGUGCAAUACUCAGUGGAUAUCUAGAAUAAAAUGAACAAGCAAAUAAAUAAUUAAAAAACAACAACAAAUCAAUGAACAAUUUCCUAUGUCAUUUAUGGGAAAUGUUUUUAAACCCUGAUGGAACACAGUUAAACCAGUUAAAAUCAUUUACAAAUGUCAGUAGACUUUUUCAAAACACAUAUUUUGUGCUCAUUACCUAGUGAAUGAGUUGUUAGUUAGGCAUAAGGGCUUUCUUUUAAUAUUCUAUACUGUAUGUACAAUAAAGUAGGCUUUUAUGUUUGGUCUACAUAUUACAAUUUUGUUGAAAAAUUCUUAUCAUUAGUAUUCCUUCAGCAGUUUUCAAUGUGUUCUAGAACUCCACAGAAAUGUACUCUAACUUUUGGUAGUACUGUAAAAAAGCACUUUAUUUCCAGUCAAAGUCAGAAAGAUAUCAAUCUAACGCAAGACUAAUGAUGAACAUUGCUAUUAUUACCGGCCAAUGAAAAUUCAAAGUUUUGUUGGCAAAAGUUUAUGACAGUGUCUAUGUGCAACAAUCUGCGUAUAUCAUGAAAUGGUAAACUUAAGUAUGCUAUCUAUUUUAGAUGUUUUUUUAUGUGUAUGCUGACUGAAGUGGACUCACUAAUGGGCACCUUUAACAAUGUAACAUUAGUGUUAAAUUUAGUAUUUAGUUGUUGCAAGUCAUUGAUCUUCCAUAUUUGCUUUGAACAUUUGUUAUUAUUUGCUUCAUCACGUUUUACAUUAUUCCACAUAAGAACCGAAGCUGAACAGAGCUGUACCGAAGGCAUGAUUGAUAGUCCUCACAGUGGAGCUAGACAGACGGUGUGAUUGCCCUCACAGUGGAUCUGGACAGAAGUCAUGAUUGUCCUCACAGUGAAGCUGGACAGAAGGCAUGAUUGUAUGUACUCACAGUGGAGCUGGACAGAAGGCAUGAUUGUCCUCACAGUUGACCUGGACAGAAGGUGUGAUUGAUAGGCCUCACCUUGGAGCUGGACAGAAGGCGUGAUUUAUAGUCUUUACAGUGGAGCUAGACAGAAGGCGUCCUCAGAGUGGGCCUGCCUUUCUUUUCUGUCACCCCUCUCUUACACCACCUGUCUUUUUUUGUUUGUUUUUACAUGUUUCCUUAUCAACAACACAUCUUGAAAUUAAUGUGGAAACCAUAAAGGUCUUUUUAAUAUAAACAUUGGUGUUAACCCCCCAGAAAAAAAAUAAAUAAAAAAAAUUACUUAAUGCAUUAAUCCUUACACUGGCAGUUCAUAUAUAAAUACUACAUCGUUUCCAACUUUUAAGAGUUUCAGGGCCAGACUAUUAGCUACAGGCAAUUUGACUACCCAACCAAGUUAGUGGGAGCACUUGUAACGUAAAUGUCUGGUACCCAGCCUGCAUUUAAAUGCUUCAGUUUUGCAUAUGCAACUGAUAAUUUGCAAAUAGAUGUCCUCAUUAUUACUGAUGGAAAUGGAUUUUUUUUUUUUUUGCAGGUAAGAAUCUGUGUGUAAUGAACCUAUCACACCACUGACUGACAACCUAAAUAAAAAUCUAAUAAAAUCACUGACAAAGAUA